AGGCAGCGCGUCAGUCUCAUAAUCUGAAGGUCGUGAGUUCGAGCCUCACACGGGGCAGAUGUUUUGCAUUUACUAGUAACAUUUGAGAUCUCAAUUUAUUUUUGACCUAUAAAUGCGAACACAAGCUAAUACAUAGAUAAAUAUGAUAUCAAUCCGAGGCUACGGCAUGGUAGAACUGCUUUUACAACACUAUUUCCACGACUGACCACACGGUGGACGCGGUGUUCUGUUUGAGAUUCAUCUCUGCAGGCUAGAGAAGCAUAUACAGCAUAAAUCAAUCAUUAGGACUAUACAUUGUGUUAUUAGAAGAAAAACAAUAUGUUAUUAGAGCUCCAAUUGCUGUGGUAUUGUUUUAAAUGAUCGCACAAGGAAUAGCCAACAUCUAUGAACAAAGGACCCACUAUGUCAUUUUGCACUUUAGGAACGUUUUUCUGUUAGUCUAUCUUGUGUGAUGUUUCAAACCGAGAAUUUCAAAGAUAGUGUAGGCUGGUUUGCGCGGUGUGUGUGAGAGAGAGCGAGCGAGAGAGAGAGAGCGCUCAGCUGUAUCCAAAAAACAGCGUUUCACUUUCUGAAGCGCAUGGAUUUUAACUGGAAAGCCCCACUGAGAGAGGGAACGUCGUGCGCUCUAUUGAACAGACCCAAUAUGUGACAUUCUAACAGAUCGAUCCAGUUGAUAAGGACUGCGAAUUUGUUUUGGGAUUGUAUUACUUAAAUAGCCUAUUCGGCUACUUUUACAAACGGCCAUACUACUGCUAGGAUACCUUAAUAGUCUAUCUGAUUGAAAUGGUGCAAUGUUCCAAACAAUACUCCAACGCGUUGACUUUUGGUUGAUUUACCUGACAGUUGUACUAUGUGGAGCUUCAGGUGCAGGAGUGCACAGUUGCCAUGAGGUUAAAACGGCUUUCCAAUUGCGCCAGAUCGGUCCGUUGAAAUGGGUCCCCGAGGCACCUGGAACAGAUGGCGAGCUGCAGAUCUGCAAGCACUCAGGCCCGUCGUGUUGCACACGCAAGAUGGAGGAGAGUUACCAGGCAGCAGUGCGCAGAGAGACUCUCCAGAAUAUCCGUUCCUACAGCUUUGAGCUCAAGUACCUCAUCGUGGGCCACGCCUCUGCCUUCCAGGACGCGUUCCAGUCUCUGCUAUCCUUCACUCUGAACCUGACCACUGGUCUGUUUGACAGUGCCUAUGAGCCCCUCUCCCAGGACGCUCGCCCCUUGGUGGCAGACCUCUUCUCCGACCUCUCUCUCUUCCUGGGAGGAGACGGCAACACCUCCAUGGAGCGCUCUGUGCACCGCUUCUACGACAACCUCUUCCCGCUGGUUUACCGGCGUCUGGUCAACCCUGGGCUGGCCUCGGCCCCACCCUCCUCUGAGCACAGCGAGUGUCUGCGGAUGACACGCCAGGAUGUCAACCCAUUUGGGUCCCACCCCCGUGUCCUGGCCGAGGGGCUGACCCGGGCUCUGAGCGCAGGACGGGCACUGAGCCAGGCGCUGGUGAUAGGGGCAGAGGUGCUGAAUGCCACAGAGCGGGCGGGGCUUGCCAGGGAGUGUGGGCGGGCUCUGGUGAGGAUGCAGUACUGCCCCCAUUGCAGGGGCCUGACCCUGAUCCAGCCGUGUGGAGGACUGUGUCUGAACGUGAUGCGGGGCUGCUUGGUAGGGCUCUCGGAGCUGGACGGGCCCUGGAGGCGCUUCGUGGCCCUGCUGCAGGAACUGACAGGGGCCCUGGCUGGAGGCCACGACCUGGAGCUGGCUCUGCAGGGCAUCAGGAACCACGUCAAUGACGCUAUCCUGCACGCACAGCUGCACGGGCCACGCAUCAGCGCCAUCGUUGAUAAAGUAUGUGGGCCUCUCACAGACACUCCGUCAGUGACAAGCAUACGUUCCACCCUGAAGGUCAUGACCUCUGUGAGUACCUCCCCGACCUCGAUGGCGAUGACAUCAUCCCCAGCUGAGGUCACACUGGACCACUUGUCGCAUACCAGGAGGUCCUUUCCUCUGAAACCAUCUAAGAAUAAUAAGCCUAGGAGUCUGAAAAAGAUCUCUAGAGAGUUUAUGGGCUAUAUCCAACGCUACAGGUCCUUCUUCUCUGCCUUGCCAGAGAUGCUUUGUGAGAGUGAGAUGGUGGUGGAUGACUUCACCUGCUGGAGCGGGGAGGAUGUGGUGGAGAGUUAUGUGGGCCGUGUUGUGGGUAACAGCCUUCAUGCCCAGAAAAACAACCCAGAGAUCAAGGUCCGCAGCAUCGACCCCAUCCUGGUGGGAGCUAGAGACAGACUAGAACAUUUCAAACCGGAAAUGCAGGGUCAGAUGGGCUGGGCGACAGACUGGGGGGGGUGGGUGGAGACGGGCAGUGGGACGAGAGAAGAGGCCAGCGGAGAGUGUGACGAUGAGGACGGAUGUCAAGGAUCUGGAGAUGAAGACUUUACCAAUGAGAGAGUGGACGUGGCCAGCACUCAUGUUCCUUUUGGGAAGAGCCCAGCAGUCAGGGAGCCCCCAUGGCACGUCCCCACUGCCCAACCCCCACCACAGGUAGCUGUGAGAGCUGCGGGUCACACCCCAACACCCCACCCAGCUAUCACCAUCACCCUCAUCCUCCUGUCUGCCCUGGCGUUACCAUGGCACCCACUCUGAAACCCCCUCCGCUAACCACCCCGACUCAGCACACAUGAGAGGUGGGGAGCAUUCACAAGAAGGAAAAGCAGGAAGAGGAGGAUGAGAAAAAGGACAAGAGGAGGAGCUCGCCAGCGAACCUGUUGCUUUCCCUCAGCUGCUCCCUGUUUGUUAGUGGGAGCCGGGCUGCAUGGCUGUGUUUGUGCGAUGUAGGAUGUGUCUAAUAAAAUCUCUCUCUAUCUCUCUCUCCCUUGCUGCCUUCUCCACUGCUGCCUUCUCCAAUGCUUUUUCCUCACUGCCUCCUCCUCUCUGGUUCUCUGGACUGCCUGGUCUGUUGACCAUCAGAUGUGGCCAGCUACACAUCCCACUGCUCUCUAGUAGGGACAACCAUGGUUCUGGUGGUUCUCCUGUGGUCCUUAGAUUUAGGAACAGUAAAGUUCACAAACAGUGCUGAACUGAAGAAUGUAAUCAGGCCCUAAACAGACAUCAUUUCUCCUCACCUCUCUACACGCAAAGUCAACCGUCAUGUUCUCUGGGGUCUCUCCAUUUGUUACUUAGUUUGCAUUUGAUUACGCCACCUGUUAAUAGUCACCGAGCAUACUAUACAUGUUUAUAUGGACCCAUGUGGGACUUAGAUUGUGUAUUCAUGUGUGUGUAUUUGUUUGUGUGUGUUUAAUUACCUAUAUUUACGUCUACAUGUACAGUGUCGUGAAAAAGUUUUUGCCCUUUUCUGAUUUUCUCUAUUUUUGCAUAUUUUUGAUACUGAACGUUAUCUGAUCUUCAACCAAAACCUAAUGUUAGAUAUGGGAACCUGAGUUUACAAAUAACAAAAAAAUGUAUACUUAUUUUAUUUAUUUAUUUAACAAAGUUAUGCAACACCCAAUUUCCCUGUGUGAAAGGUAAUUGCCCCCUUACACUCAAUAACUGGUUCUGCCACCUUUAGCUGCAAUGACUGCAACCAGAUUCUUCCUGUAGUUGUUGAUCAGUCUCUCACAUCGCUGUGGAAGAAUGUUAGCCCACUAUUGCAUGCAGAUGUCACGACUGACUUGGACUAGUGUAGAGGCGGAAUCAGAUGCAGGAGACAGAGGUGCUGGAGGUGAGUGUCUUUUAAUAAAUCGACACACACAAAAGGCCGUAAGGCACAGGGCGCUACAUACAGUCUGCCUGGGAAAAACACAUGCCCAUAAAACACGAAAAAUAUUAUCACACGGCACAAAAAGCAAGGGGCGCAGCCCGGUAAAUCUUCUGACAAAACUGUCAGUGAAAAUGUACAAAUCACGUCCCACCGUCCUGAGUGGACAAUAAAAAAUCCCGCACAAAACCCCAACUGAAAACACACACUAAAUAAGCCCCCACUAAUGACAGACACAAAACAGGUGCGGAACAGACAGACAAAACCAAAAGACACAGAAACAACGAUCGGUGGCAGCUAAUAGGCCGGCGACGACGACCGCCGAGCGCCGCCCAACCGAGGAGGGGCGCCACUUUCGUUGGAUCCUGUGACAGUAGAACUGCUUUAACGCAGCGACAUUUGUGAGUUUUCAAGCAUGAACUGCUCGGUUCAAGUCCUGCCACAACAUCUCAAUAGGGAUUAGCUCUGGACCUUGACUAGGCCAUUCCAAAACUUAACAUUUGUUGCAUUUUAAUCAUUUUCAUGUAGACUUGAUUGUGUGUUUUGGAUCAUUGUCUUACUGAAUGACCCAGCUGCACUUCAGCUUCAGCUCGCAGAUGGAUAGCCUAACAUUCUCCUGUAGAAUUCUCUGAUACAGAGCAGAAUUCAUGGUUCCGUCUAUUAAGGCAAGUCGUCCAGGUCCUGAGGCAGCAAAGCAUCCCCAAACCAUCACACUACCACCACCAUGCUUGACAGUUGGUAUGAGGUUCUAAGUGUGGAAUGCAGUAUUUGGUUUUUGCCAGGCAUAACAGGACCCAUGUCGUCCAAAAAGUUGACUCAAGUAAAAAGCACCUGGAAGCACCUGGAUGAAUAUCAAGACUCUUGGAAGAAUGUUCUAUGGAUAGAUGAUUUAAAAGUAUAACUUUUUGGAUGACAUGGUUCCCAUUAUGCCUGGCAAAAACCAAAUACUGCAUUCCACAGUUAGAACCUCAUUCCCAUGGUCAAGCAUAGAGGUGGUAGUGGGAUGGUUUGGGGAUGACGUGCCUUACUUUUUCACAUAGGGGCAUUGGGUGUUGCAUAACUUUGUUUAUGAAAUAAAUGAAAUAAGUAUGUAAUUGUUGUGUUAUUUGUUCACUCAGGUUCCCUUGAUCUAAUAUUACGUUUUAGUUGAAGAUUUGAUAACAUUCAUUAUAAAAAAUAUGCAAAAGUAGAGACAAAUAGAAAGGGGAAAAAUACUUUUUCACGGCACUGUAUGUUUCUUUACCUAUCAUUUUAAAACUUGUAAUAAUGGCUUGUACAGUACUAGAACUGACCUAUUAGACAAAUGUAAAUACACAUAUUUAUGAAAAUAUACAGUUUGUACUGUAUACGGAUAGGAUGACAAGGGCUUAAUUGGAGUUGUUGCUGUGGAAAUAUAAACUUCAGCAUAUAAUCUUGCCCGUGUAUUUUGAUUGGCCCAAGCCCGAAAAUAUGUUCCCACACACUGACAUCCUAGUUUACCUGCAUCCAUUGCAUCGAGAUCACCUCUAUAAUUAGGGCAAGUGUAUACAUGUAUGUAUUUGAAGUCGCACACAAUGCUUAUUCAUUUAUGUUACAUUUUUUAUUACAGAAGUUGCUCACUUUAAAGGGAUGCUGCAAACACCUCCACCCUGCAUGAAAUUUCAGGUUUACCGAUAAGCAAGUGUGUUUAACCUAGCCUAGUAAGGAAAUAAUAGCUGCAUAAACAAAUUGCCUACAACUCAAUAAAGACCCCACAUGAAAAAAUACAACAGUUCACUAAAGAAUACUACACUAUAGAAUUCUAUAUUAAACUGUAUUAUACUGUAGAAUACUAUACUACACACUAGAUAUUAUCACGUUAGCCGAUGUGAUGUGUAUUGCGAUUUUUAAAAUUCUCACGAUUCUAUAUGUAUUGCAAUUCGAUACUGUGAUUUUAUUGCAAUUCGAUGUUCCAAACAUACUGCUUACCAUAUAUCUGCUGCAGAUGGACAAGAGAGAGCCAUGAGAAAAUGAGUUUCAUCAGUCAUGGAAAUAAAAGUGCUGAAUACAAAUUGGCUCCCUAUUUAAAAAGAAGAUGGAGAACAAGUUAUGAAGGAAACACACUGGAGUUUUGGUGCAGAUACAGCCAACUAGUGCAUAAAUAAUACUGCAAUAUUGUGAAAACGAUACUAUAUACAUCGUCAAAAAUAAUAUCCCGAUAUGUAACAGUAUCGAUUUUGUUCCCCAUCACUACUACACACUGUAGUAUCCCUCGAUUAUGUGUAGUACUUACUAUAGAAUGUUGUAGUACACUGUAAAAUACUAAAGUAAAUACUACAGUAUCCACAAAAAAAAACACUGUGGUAAAUACUACAUUAAUGUCCGCAAAAACACCACCCCUUUUUAAACUAUAGUAAAUACUACAGUAUCUUAUUUGCAUAUACCCUGCCCAUUCCCCUCCCCCAUAUCGCAAUUUUUGCCACCCAUAAAUGAGAAACCUACAUUCCAUUUAUAGACCAUACAGUAUAUUGUGUUCCCUACAGGUAAUUGCUCUUUUAGUAUUUCUCCAGUAUGUUUCCUGAAGGAGAAAGCCUCCACUUCUAUGUUAAAGAUAAUUAAACAAAAACACUAUAGUAAAUACUACAGUAAUGUCCGCAAAAACACUACAGUAAAUACUACAGUAUAGUACAGUCCGCAAAAAACUACAUUAAUUACUACAGUUCUUUUACUAUACUAUAGUUUACUGUAAAUACUACAGUAAAUACUACAGUGAAUACUACAAUAAAGUCUGCAAAAACACUACAGUGAAUACUAUAGUAUUUAUACCAUCGUAUACUUAAGCAAUAAGUAUACUUAUGGUAUAUGACCAAUAUACCAUGGCUAAGGGCCGAUAUCGCGGUACCUAGAUACUGCCUGUAGCCGUGGUAUAUUGGCCAUAUACCACAAACCCCUGAGGUGCCUUAUUGCUAUUAUAAACUGGUUACCAACGUAAUUAGAGCAGUAAAAUUAAAUGUUUUGUCAUACCCGUGCUCGGCUCUCAGCCAAUCAGCAUUCAGGGCUCGAACCACCCAGUUUAUAAUAUAGUAUUUUUUUAGGUGCAACCCCAUGAACUCCAUGUCUAUCCAUGUGGCUUUGAGCUGUUACUGGGAGACAGAUUGUCCAAUAUUCUGCUAUACUGGACAGCCAUGAACCCUGUGGCUCCCCUGUUGUUCUGAAUGCCAGGUCCAGUGGUACAUAAUGUACCUCAUCACUUCUUCUACACUGCUUCUAUACUCCUUUCAAUGUCAAUGAUAUGAUGUGAUCUUGCUUUGCAACCCCUUUAAAAUGCUGUAAAUGUUCAGAGCCAUGUGAGUGGCGACAGGACUGAUAUACUAGACUGGCCCUUUAUCUUAAACGGAUGGAGCCUUUGUCUGUAGACUCGCAUGGACAUUUAAUAAACAUAUAACAGUCAACCUGA
This is a messenger RNA of Salmo salar (Atlantic salmon), 7150 nucleotides long. RefSeq names its product glypican-5. Lineage: Eukaryota; Metazoa; Chordata; Actinopteri; Salmoniformes; Salmonidae. The record is from RefSeq and is a predicted model, not a curated record. Gene Ontology annotation, biological process: regulation of protein localization to membrane; cell migration; positive regulation of canonical Wnt signaling pathway. Gene Ontology annotation, cellular component: plasma membrane; extracellular region; cell surface.